AUGGUCUAUCCCGCAGGGCAAUUGGUCCGGACAGCUGCCCGGACCGGCGUCACCUUCGUCCCUCGCCGAACAUUGACCUCGACAGUCAUUCGUUGCGCUUCCAACAAUGGCGAAAGCAAAUCGACUGGCCUGUUUGCUUCCAUGAAGAACAUGUUCCUUGGAAAAGACAGCCAAAAACCGAAAGUAGCCCACCGACCAUCAGCCCCUAAGAAGGAAGAAGGUGGUUUAGGGAACUCUAUCUUCGGAACAGGCAUCACUACACCAUCAUCUGGUCCCAUGCCAUCCCGGCAAGGCCAGCAGCAACAGAAGCAACAACAGGGAGAAGAGACCAAGGUCGGAAGACUAGAGAAUCGUGAAUUGAGCCGCCUGCAAGUGGGCUUGAGUCCUGACCCCAGGGCCCAGCUGCGGUGGGAGAGAAAAAUGGCUGUCCGCGAGAUCCGGAAACGAGGCCGACUACCGACCAAGGUCCAAAUCAAACGCACAGAGCGCGAAUCGCUUGCUAAAUCCCACUGGUUCAAGACCUCGCUGAAGAAGCUGGGUCCUCUGGCCCGCCAGAUCGCCGGCAAGAACAUCGACGAGGCCAUCCUCCAGAUGCGCUUCAGCAACAAGAAGGCCGCCAAGGAUGUGCUGGAACACCUGGAACACGCAAAGAACGUCGCUGUGGUCCGUGCCGGCAUGGGCCUUUCCCACGAUGCCAAACCCGUGAAACCCAUCACCGUCACACUCAAGUCUGGCGAGCGCAAGAAGAUCACCAACCCCACCGAUAUCUACAUUCAGGAGGCUUGGGUCAACCGUGGUCCCUACGGAUAUGAGAUGGAUCACCGCGCUCGUGGUCAGAUCAACCGCAUGCGUCCCCCCACCACAAGUCUCUCAGUCCUGUUGAAGGAGGAGAAGACUCGCAUCCGUGAGUGGGAGGACCGGGAGGCUAAGGCCCAGCGGGAGCGUGUGUCCCAACUCUGGACCCAACUGCCGGAUCGCAAGAUCCCUACGCAGAACCAGUACUACAGCUGGUGA
Penicillium paradoxum is the source of this 1014-nucleotide messenger RNA. RefSeq names its product mitochondrial 54S ribosomal protein uL22m. The record is from RefSeq and is a predicted model, not a curated record. NCBI's taxonomy places the organism in Eukaryota, Fungi, Ascomycota, Eurotiomycetes, Eurotiales, Aspergillaceae. The coding region runs from base 1 to 1014 and encodes 337 amino acids. The transcript has 2 exons. Gene Ontology annotation, biological process: translation; ribosome assembly. Gene Ontology annotation, cellular component: mitochondrial large ribosomal subunit; ribosome. Gene Ontology annotation, molecular function: structural constituent of ribosome.